CGUACAAAGUUUCAACCCCAUUUCUCUACACUUCAUAAGUCGCGUUGGGGUUGAAAACUUGAAAUACAUCUCUUCUUGCUUAUGAACAUCGAGCACAAAUCUGACUAAUUCAAGGGAAACGGGAAGUUGGAUCUUCAUACAUCUGUAGUAUAUGAUUAGGCAUUAUUAGUUGGAAGUCUGGACUUGUCGCAUUUUUGUUAUGAAACAUAUUUUUGCUAGAAGUCGACAGGAUAAAAAUGAAUUUACAAGCUCUAAUGGCAGGACAGUACCCGAGGCAGGUUACCAGUCAGGCUGGGACUUCAAUGUCUGCCAUGCCACAACAACAGAAUAUGAUGCAGAACUCUGAAGGUCCCCAUGCUUUACUUAAUAUGGAGUCUGCACGGCAGUUUAUACGAGAUAAGAUAUUUAAUUACAUCAUGCUGCGACAAACUCGGGAGAUGCCCCCAAAGGUCAUGGAUAUUGCUAGACGCUUGGAAGAAGGCUUAUUCAAAAUUGCUGCAACAAAGGAGGACUAUUUAAAUUUAGACACAUUGGAAAGUCGUUUACAUGCUCUGAUCAAACGUCCUCCCCAGAAUCAACGAUAUCAGCAACAAAAUAGUGCUAAUGUUGCAAUGGGACGAAUGAUUCCAACUCCUGGAAGUAAUUUAAUGGCUCCAUCAUCUGCUAAUCAUGGUAAUAGCAUGAUGUCAUCAGUUGUCAACCAAGGAAGCGUUUCUAUGAAUACCCUUGGGUCUUCCAGAAGCAUGCACACUGAUGGUGGAAUUUCAUCAACAGGUGGACAAAGAAUGAUGCCUACUCCUGGAUUUAAUAACAGCACAAGUAACCAAUCAUAUGUGAAACUAGAGUCAUCUAAUAAUGUCUCUGGGAUUUCGAGUGUUGACUCAACAAUGGUAUCUCAGCCAUUGCAACAGAAGCAUAUGGGUGGGGGGAUCAGGUCUACUUUGACUCAAAAAUCUUAUGGGUCAUCAAAUGGUAAUUUAGGGAUGAUGGGUAAUAGUUUCGGAAACUCUGAAGGAUUUUUGACAGAUCCUCAUUAUGGAAACUCUCCCAAACCAGUGCCACAAUAUUUUGAUCAACAAGGACAUAUCUCUCAGGGUGAGGGAUCAGGAAAUUUAUUCAUCCCCACAACCUCUGGUACAUCACCGAUGAACACAAACUCAGUAAACUUAUCAACAUUACAAAGAACAAGCUAUCCCUCGUUGGUCAAGCAGUCAUACUUGCACAAUUCUGGUCGGCCUGCAAGCAUGAAAUCAGAAGAGAUGGACUUGCGGUCUCAGCAACAUCAACUUCGAUCUCAAAGGCAACAGAAUCAACAAUUACCAUAUAGGCAGUCUCAGGUGACAUUAAUAAAAUCUGAGCCACAAGUGUAUGAACAUGUCCAGUCAUCCAGAGGUAGUCAAUUACAUGGCUCUCAAGAUACGUUUUUAUCAAUUCCAGAGACUUCAGAGCAGCAGCCUCACUUUGGUGAUGACACUCGAAAUACUAUUACUGGUCAACCCGUGGCAGUACUUCAGGGUAAAUGGCCUUCUUCAAAAUUGCAAGAAGCAUCACAUCAUUUAGGUAACUCAUCAAAUGAGAUGAAAAUUCAGAGGAAUAAUUUAUCUACAGAAGCAUCAAUAGCUACCAAAAGACCUGACAGUCAGUUGCAGUUCAGAAAUCAACAAAGAUGGCUUUUGUUCUUACGACAUGCUCGUAAAUGUGUUUAUCCACCUGGAAGUUGCCCUGAAUCCCAUUGUAUACUUGUUCAAAAACUCUGGAAACAUAUGAUGUCAUGCAUGGAUGUAACUCAAUGUCAAUAUCCUCGCUGCCAUAGGUCAAAGAAAUUACUAAAUCAUCACAAGUACUGCAAGGACCAAAGCUGUCCUGUGUGUGUUCCUGUAAAUGAUUUCGUUCAAAGGACAGGAGUCCACCUUAAGAAUAGCUCACAGUUGGGCGAUGAAUCCCGUGAUCAUACUUCAGAAGAUUCUCAUCUUUCCAUGAAACGCGCCAAGAUUGAGCAGCCACCAGCUGCUCAUACCGAAAACCAAAACUCCAUCACACCAGGUUCCAUUACUGCUACAUCUGAGGAUCAUGACACCUGUAAAUAUGAGGCCACUGGAGUGAAGCUAGAAGUUCCUUCAAGUUGUAUGCAAGAACUUUCUAACAAGAUUGAGGUGAAUGAUGAUGGUGUUUCAAAGACAGAGAAAGAGGUGGCACUUGUUGAUGAUACGUUCAAAUCCGGGAAGCCAAAAAUAAAGGGAGUAUCAAUGAUUGAAUUGUUCACACCAGAGCAGGUUCGAGAACAUAUAACUGGUCUCAGGCAGUGGGUCGGCCAGAGUAAAGCCAAGGUAGAAAAGAAUCAAGCAAUGGAGAAUUUAAUGAAUGAGAACUCUUGUCAGUUAUGCGCAGUUGAAAAACUUAAUUUUGAACCACCACCUAUAUAUUGCUCACCCUGUGGUGCUCGCAUUAAGAGAAAUGCAAUGUUUUACACAUGGGGGAGCGGUGAUACACGUCAUUUUAUCUGUAUUCCUUGUUAUAAUGAGUCUCGUGGGGACACCAUAAGUUUUGAUGGAACUAAUAUUUUGAAGGCAAAACUAGAGAAAAAGAAAAAUGACGAGGAGACUGAAGAACCGUGGGUUCAAUGUGACAAAUGUGAAGCGUGGCAACAUCAAGUCUGUGCAUUAUUUAACAGUCGUAGAAAUGACGGGGGACAAGCGGAGUACACUUGCCCUAAUUGCUACAUGGAAGAGGUUGAAAACGGAGAGCGGGUCCCCUUACCACAGAGUGCUCUUCUUGGAGCAAAAGAUUUACCCCGAACCAUUCUGAGUGAUCAUAUAGAGAACCGAUUAUUUAAGCGGCUGAGGCAGGAAAGAUUAGAUAGGGCAAGGUUCUAUGGGAAAAGCUAUGAUGAGGUUCCUGGAGCGGAAUCGCUUGUUGUUAGAGUAGUCUCAUCUGUGGACAAAAAGUUGGAAGUCAAGCAGCGAUUCCUUGAGAUCUUUCAAGAGGAAAAUUACCCGUCGGAGUUUGCUUAUAAAUCCAAAGUUGUUUUGUUGUUUCAGAAAAUCGAAGGGGUAGAAGUAUGUCUUUUUGGUAUGUAUGUUCAAGAAUUUGGAGCAGAAUGUCAGCAGCCAAAUCACCGUCGUGUUUAUCUCUCGUAUUUGGAUUCAGUCAAGUAUUUUAGGCCCGAGAUAAGAACAGUGACAGGAGAAGCUCUGCGUACAUUUGUAUAUCAUGAAAUUCUGAUUGGUUACCUAGAAUAUUGCAAGUUACGUGGGUUCACAAGCUGUUAUAUAUGGGCAUGCCCUCCCUUGAAGGGUGAAGAUUAUAUCCUGUAUUGUCAUCCCGAAAUUCAAAAGACACCAAAGUCAGAUAAACUGAGAGAAUGGUAUUUAUUGAUGUUGAGAAAGGCCUCAAAGGAAAAUAUUGUAGUGGAGCUGACUAAUUUAUAUGACCAUUUUUUUGUCCAAUCUGGUGAAUGUAAAGCUAAGGUGACUGCAGCUCGAUUGCCAUAUUUUGAUGGUGACUAUUGGCCUGGUGCUGCUGAGGAUAUAAUCCAUCAACUUCAGCAAGAAGAGGAAGGAAGAAAACAUAAUAAUAAUAAUAAUAAUAGGAAAGGGUCAACGAAACGGACUGUAACAAAAAGAGCUCUCAAAGCUUCUGGUCAAACUGAUCUUUCUUCCAAUGCUUCUAAAGAUGUGCUACUCAUGCAUAGGCUUGGUGAAACAAUAUCCUCAAUGAAGGAAGAUUUCAUUAUGGUUCACUUGCAGCAUGCAUGCACUCAUUGCUGUCUCUUAAUGGUCUCUGGAAAACGCUGGGUCUGCAACACUUGCAAAAAUUUUCAGCUUUGCAACAGUUGUUAUGAAGUUGAACAAAAUCUUGAAGACAGGGAGAGACAUCCCGUAAACCAAAGGGUGAAACAUCCACUUUAUCCUAAAGAAAUCAAUGAUGUGCCUAUAGAAACGAAAGAUAAAGAUGAAAUUCUCGAGAGUGAAUUUUUCGAUACGAGACAAGCUUUUCUGAGCCUUUGCCAAGGAAAUCAUUAUCAAUAUGAUACACUAAGACGUGCAAAACAUUCAUCAAUGAUGGCAUUGUAUCAUCUUCACAACCCCACGGCUCCUGCAUUUGUGAUAAAUUGCAUUGUUUGUCGUCUUGAUAUUGAAACAGGCCAAGGAUGGCGGUGUGAGACCUGCCCCGAUUAUGACAUAUGCAAUGCUUGCUAUCUCAAAGACAGAGGAAUUAAUCAUCCUCACAAGUUGACUCACCACCAGUCGGUUGCUGAGCGUGAUGCACAAAGCAAAGAAGCUCGACAACAACGGGUCUUACAGCUACGAAAGAUGCUUGAUCUUCUGGUACAUGCAUCUCAGUGUAGAUCGGCGCCGUGCCAGUAUCCAAAUUGUACAAAGGUGAGGGGACUCUUCAGACAUGGAAGGCAAUGCAAAGUGCGUGCGUCUGGUGGUUGUGCUCUUUGCAAGAAAAUGUGGCAUCUCCUUCAACUUCAUGCCCGCGCUUGUAAAGACACCCCGUGCACUGUCCCCCGUUGCAGAGAUCUCCGGGAACAUUUGAGAAGGCUGAACCAGCAGGCUGAUAGUCGGCGGAGGGCGGCAGUUAUGGAGAUGAUGAGGCAGCGUGCCGCAGAGGUUGCGGGCGGCCGUGGAUGAUGACAUCAAACUGUAAAUAUGCAACAUCUUGUGUACAGUUACAGUUUUGAUUGCACUAGUUGUAUUUUCAAGUAUAUUUUUUGGAAUGGAGCUACCAGAGCAGCAACAGUAGCAGGAGCAGGAGGAACAUAGGCAUAGAAAAAAAUACAGACUAUAUGUAGGUUUGACCUACUUAGGUUAACAGCUCAUGGAGAUUGAAAAACAUCAAACAUAGGGAGAAAUUUUGGGAUUUUCUUUAAAUUAUAUUGGUUUUUUGGUACGAGGUUACACAUU
Molecule: messenger RNA, 4910 nt
Organism: Helianthus annuus (common sunflower)
Lineage: Eukaryota; Viridiplantae; Streptophyta; Magnoliopsida; Asterales; Asteraceae
Product: histone acetyltransferase HAC1
Exons: 16
Coding region: 237-4637 (1466 amino acids)
Biological process (GO): positive regulation of transcription by RNA polymerase II
Cellular component (GO): histone acetyltransferase complex; transcription regulator complex
Molecular function (GO): transcription coactivator activity; zinc ion binding; chromatin DNA binding
Source: RefSeq, a predicted model, not a curated record